This is a messenger RNA of Gracilinanus agilis (Agile Gracile Mouse Opossum), 717 nucleotides long. RefSeq names its product neurogenin 1 (gene NEUROG1). Bases 1 to 717 code for a protein of 238 amino acids. The record is from RefSeq and is a predicted model, not a curated record. Lineage: Eukaryota; Metazoa; Chordata; Mammalia; Didelphimorphia; Didelphidae. The transcript has a single exon. Gene Ontology annotation, molecular function: protein dimerization activity.
AUGGCCUCUCUCGUGGACAGCAACCUCUCUGACUUCGAGAAUAGCAGCGACCUGUCAUGCUUUCUUACUGACGAGGAGGACAGCAGCGGGCUCCUGAAGGCUGCCUCCUCUGGGCAGCACUCCGAGCAGCACCGCAGAGAAGAUCGGAGGGAGGACGAGGAAGAAGAGAAGGAGCGCAAGAGAAGGAGAGGCCGUGGCCGGGUAAGGAGCGAGGCGUUGCUUCAUACCAUACGCAAGACCCGGCGGGUGAAGGCCAAUGAUCGCGAACGCAACCGGAUGCACAACCUGAAUGCGGCCUUGGACGAACUGCGAAGUGUACUGCCCACCUUCCCAGACGACACCAAGCUCACCAAGAUCGAGACCCUGCGCUUCGCUUACAACUACAUCUGGGCCCUUGCUGAGACCCUGCGUCUUGCUGACCAAUGCUUGCAAGGGCCCCCCAAGGAGUUGCUUCUGCCCGCCUACCUCCAUCCUGUCGACUCUCCCAGCUCGGCCAGCGAUGGAGAAUCGUGGAUCUCCAGCGCUUCCCCAGCUGCAGCCUCCUCCUCCUCUUCAUUCUCCCCCCCUCCUUCCUGUUGCUCUUCAUCCCCUCUCUCCAACCCCAGCAGCCCUGCAGCCUCGGAGGACUUUGGCUACGGGAACCCUGACCCCCUCUUCUUCCCUGGUCUGCCCAAAGACUUAGUCCACGGUGCUCCCUGUUUCGUGCCCUAUCGCUAG